CUUUUUUCUCCUGUCUUUUUUCAUCUUAUUUUGAAUGGCAGUUUUGUUUGAUAGUUUAAAAUCCUAAAGACUGGAAGGACAGGGGGUUUGCAAGAAAAUAGACGAUACGCAAGAUACACUCAAGUUGGACUCGCACUCACUGUACCGCCAGCACGACGGGGCGUCCCGACCCAGCAGGACCGAGCAGGACGCCGCCUGAUUUUAUGCCGCUGUCUCAACAGCAGAGCACUUUCCCCAGUACCGGCUGUGUGGCGGUGACGCGGCGGACCAUGGACAACAGGCCUGUCCGGAGAAAGCGAACCGGUGCCGUUCGACAUCUGCUGCUAGCAGCCGCCUUCCUCGCCUGCAGCUCCCAACUGCUGGUGGUGGAUGCCAACUCAUGGUGGUCACUAGCUCUGACCCCGAUCCAGCGACCAGAGAUGUACAUCAUUGGAGCACAGCCUCUCUGCAGUCAGCUGUCUGGUCUCUCUCAAGGCCAGAGGAAGCUGUGCCAGCUGUACCAGGACCACAUGGUCUACAUCGGAGACGGAGCCAAGACGGGCAUCAAGGAGUGCCAGUACCAGUUCAGUCAGAGGAGGUGGAACUGCAGCACUGUGGACAACACAUCCGUGUUUGGACGCGUGAUGCAGAUUGGCUCGAGGGAAACGGCCUUCACUUACGCCAUCAGCGCAGCCGGAGUGGUCAACGCCAUCGGCCGGGCGUGCCGCGAGGGCGAGCUCUCCACCUGCGGCUGCAGCCGGGCGGCUCGACCCCGCGACCUGCCGCGCGAUUGGCUGUGGGGGGGCUGCGGCGACAAUGUGCAUUACGGCUACCGCUUUGCCCGGGAGUUUGUGGACGCCAGGGAGAGAGAGAAGAACUACCCGCGGGGCUCGACUGAGCACGCCCGGACGCUGAUGAACCUGCAGAACAAUGAAGCAGGGCGACAGGCGGCCUAUAACCUUGCGAAUGUAGCCUGUAAAUGUCACGGCGUCUCCGGUUCCUGCAGUCUGAAGACCUGUUGGCUCCAGCUGGCCGACUUCCGACGCGUCGGAGAGUUCCUGAAGGAGAAGUACGACAGCGCGGCUGCCAUGCGCAUCGGACGCAAGGGCAAGCUGGAGCUGGAGAACAAGCGCUUCAACACCCCGACCGCGGAGGAUCUGGUCUACAUCGACACCAGCCCCGACUACUGCCUCCGCAACGAGACCACGGGCUCGCUGGGCACGCAGGGCCGCCUCUGCAACAAGACCUCGGAGGGCAUGGACGGCUGCAAGCUCAUGUGCUGCGGCCGAGGAUACGACCAGUUCAAGACCUACAAGCACGAGCGCUGCCACUGCAAGUUCCACUGGUGCUGCUACGUCAAGUGCAAGCGCUGCACGACACUCGUGGACCAGUUUGUGUGCAAAUAGCACGCCGGCAGAGGACGGGCGGGCGGAAGGG
Messenger RNA from Pseudoliparis swirei, 1416 nucleotides. RefSeq names its product wingless-type MMTV integration site family, member 5b (gene wnt5b). Gene Ontology annotation, molecular function: frizzled binding; cytokine activity. Gene Ontology annotation, cellular component: extracellular region. Lineage: Eukaryota; Metazoa; Chordata; Actinopteri; Perciformes; Liparidae. The record is from RefSeq and is a predicted model, not a curated record. The transcript has 6 exons. Bases 204 to 1385 code for a protein of 393 amino acids. Gene Ontology annotation, biological process: multicellular organism development; canonical Wnt signaling pathway; neuron differentiation.